Molecule: messenger RNA, 4545 nt
Organism: Scophthalmus maximus (turbot)
Lineage: Eukaryota; Metazoa; Chordata; Actinopteri; Pleuronectiformes; Scophthalmidae
Gene: cpne5a
Product: copine Va
Exons: 21
Coding region: 206-2086 (626 amino acids)
Biological process (GO): cellular response to calcium ion
Cellular component (GO): plasma membrane
Molecular function (GO): calcium-dependent phospholipid binding
Source: RefSeq, a predicted model, not a curated record
GAUAGCUGGAAUCUGCAACGAGUGUCGGUCGCAGCCCAGCGUGCAGGAGAAUGCGGGCAGGAGGGGUGGAGUUCCCAGCUCGUACUUUUCUAACGCUCCUCUGGCAGAAGAGCUCACUCAGUCUUUGCCUGGCAAACUGCGGAGCUGGCGCUGAUGCGUCCUGGCAUGUGAUCCCACUCUGGUCAAGCCUCCCCUUCAACUUCCCAUGCUGUUCCCGUCCGAUGGACAGCACGUAGGAGGUCUGCCCGGACCUCACCCGCCGCGCCUGCUCUCCCGUCCGGUGCGCUGCGCCUCUCCGCCGUCGGCUCUCCGGGUUCAGAGGGACUCGCGCGGGUCGGGGUGUGGGCCCGGUUCUCCCGCGCACAUGGAGGGAGACGUUAUGGACAAAGUGGAGGCCACGGCGCCGGUCCGGGAUUUCGACCCCAUCAGCGGGAGCAUCCCGGCCACCAAGGUGGAGAUCACCGUGUCAUGCAGGAACCUCUUGGACCGAGACACUUUCACCAAAUCUGAUCCAUUGGUUGUGUUGUACACCCAAGGCGUGGAGACCAAACAGUGGAGAGAGUUUGGCAGAACAGAGGUGAUAGACAACACUCUAAACCCAGACUUUGUCAGGAAGUACAUCCUGGACUACUUCUUUGAGGAGAAGCAGAACCUGCGCUUUGACGUGUAUGAUAUUGACUCUAAAAGUCCAGAUCUGGCAAAGCAUCCAACCGACUUUAACGACUUCCUGGGGAAGGUCCACUGUACACUGGGAGAGAUUGUGGGCUCACCUGCCAGUCGCCUGGAAAAACCUUUGGGUGGCAUACCUGGGAAGAAAUGUGGCACCAUUAUCUUGUCGGCCGAGGAGUUGGGAAACUGCAGAGAUUACUCCACAAUGCAAUUCUGUGCCAACAAACUGGAUAAGAAGGACUUCUUUGGAAAAUCCGACCCCUUCAUGGUCUUCUACAGAAGCAAUGAGGAUGGCACGUUCACCAUCUGCCACAAGACUGAGGUGGUGAAGAACACACUGAACCCUGUGUGGCAGCCCUUCUCCAUCCCCGUCAGAGCGCUCUGCAAUGGAGACUAUGACAGGACGAUCAAAGUGGAAGUGUAUGACUGGGACAGAGACGGGAGCCACGAUUUUAUCGGGGAAUUCACCACCAGCUACAAAGAGCUGUGUCGUGGUCAGAGCCAGUUAAAUGUCUUUGAGGUGAUGAAUGCCAAGAAGAAAAUAAAGAAAAAGAGAUACAUCAACUCUGGGACGGUGUCCUUAUUGUCAUUCGGUGUGGAGUCGGAGCACACCUUCCUGGAUUACAUCAAAGGAGGGACUCAGAUUCACUUCACAGUGGCCAUUGAUUUCACUGCAUCAAAUGGAAAUCCGUCCCAGUCCACUUCGCUGCACUACAUGAACCCAUACCAGAUGAAUGCAUAUGCCAUGGCCCUGAAGGCCGUGGGAGAGAUCAUCCAGGACUAUGACAGUGAUAAGAUGUUCCCUGCCUUGGGAUUCGGUGCCAAGCUGCCCCCGGAUGGGAGGGUCUCCCAUGAGUUCCCUCUGAAUGGCAACAUAGACAACCCGUACUGUAACGGCAUGGAGGGGAUUCUUGAAGCUUACCAUCAAAGCCUUAAGACGGUUCAGCUGUAUGGACCCACCAACUUUGCCCCCGUUGUCAAUCAUGUGGCAAGCUAUGCAGCAGCAGUUCAAGAUGGAUCUCAGUACUUUGUCCUGCUCAUCAUCACUGAUGGCGUCAUAUCAGACAUGGCCCAGACCAAGGAGGCCAUAGUGAACGCAGCUAAACUCCCCAUGUCUAUCAUCAUUGUUGGAGUUGGUCAAGCUGAGUUUGAUGCCAUGGUCGAGCUGGACGGUGACGACAUCAGGAUCUCCUCAAGAGGGAAGUUGGCAGAAAGAGACAUUGUACAGUUUGUGCCGUUCAGAGACUACAUGGACCGGACAGGUAACCAUGUGCUGAGCAUGGCGAGGUUGGCCAAGGACGUGCUGGCGGAGAUCCCUGACCAGCUGAUCUCCUACAUGAAGAGCAGAGGUAUUAAACCAAACUCCUUCCCUCCAGCUUACUCGCCCGACGACCUCUCCCAGACCAACCCUGUCUGAGCCCCCAACACACACACACACACACACACACACACACACACACACACACACACACACACACACACACACACACACACACACACACACACACACACACACGCACACACACACACACACACACACACACACACACACACACACACACAGAGCUCUGAGUUGGGGUGGAGCAGGGUUGAGAAUGUUUGGAACCCGCCUCCGACAACCGUCCUUUGAGGGGAAGAUGGAAACGCUUUCGAGGCCCCUUCACAAAUAUUAGAACAGCUAAACAAAAAGAUGAUGGGACUCCAUUUUGUGUUUGGAGCGUUGGGACUGUUUCUGGGGAACCUGCUGAUGAUCAUGGAGUUUUUUCUCUCUCUCUCCCUCUGAGUGCUUGAGGCUGAGAAAUCCCUGAGAGGAGAGGAGCCCGGUGGGAAAAGGAGGUUUUAGUUGUUCGCUGUCAAAGUGGUGAUGUAAUGGAUAGCAAGUAAACCCGUAGAGAGGGCCUGUUUGAAGGCAUAAAUAUAUUAGAAUGUGCCCAUGCGUAUCAUGUUUGUGAUACCUUUCGGAGUUGAUGUGUGUUGAACUAGGAGAUCAUGUGCUUACUAAUUUUUUGAUUUAUUUAUUGCAGAAAUUAUUUAUUCCUUCGAGGGGGUUUUGAAGGGCGGGGACUAGAGUCAUAUUUCCUCUGUAGUUUUCCCAUCUUUUAUUUUGUGACCAGUGUUAUUUAAAAAUAAACCCCAUUUCUACUUUGAUAAGGACUGUAAUAUAAAAGCAUGUUUUGAAACCCACUCAGCUGUUUAUGAACCAUUUUCACUGAUGGAUACUGUUUGAUUGCAAGCUGUAAUGUAGAGGACCUGCUGUGAGCUGUCGCCAUACUAAUUUUCCAGCACCAUGUCUUAUAUAUGUAUUUCUAAUGUUUAUACAAACAGAAUGCACUAAUUACUGUGCAAAUAAAAAGCACAAAGGCUGAAAACCACUAUUUUGAAAGACCCGACUGCUGCCACCAUGAAAAUAAUGGAAAGGACCCCACGUUAUGUUUUCAACACAGCUUUAACAUAGUCUGCCAUUAUAAUUUUUACAGGAUUACAACAGGAAUUAUAUUUAUAAGAAAUCUAUGUAUUAAAUGAACUCAUAUUCAUCACAAGAGCAUGAAAAAUAGAUGCAUAAUUCAAAGCAAAUACUUUCCCGGAUAGUAUGCAGAAACGUAAAUUACCAGUCAUGCUGCUAAUAUCAUUCAAUAUCUUGCUGUGUGUGACUCUUUCCAUCAUAUUUGUUGUGGUUGCAGUUUAUUGUCUGGGAUUUUGCUCGGUAUUUUUAAAAGACCCUACUAAUUAACUUUUUAAAGACUAAUACACACUUUUCUCCUAGUUAAAUUGAUUUGUUUUCCCAGAGGUGAAAACAACAAUCACAACAAUCUUGCAACAUAGUUUGAGAUAUUUGGACGUUGAAUGUUUUUUUUUAAAGUGAUCUGAGGAAAACAACAAGAUUGCACAUAACAAGAACAGUCACGAGUCCAUCCCAUCCUGAUUCAGUCAGUGUCUUACGUGUGCAUUGUGUCUUCUAUGUUUUCCUUUUGUCAAAUUCACUUUGAUUGUUCCCAGAUAACUUUGUUUUACACUAAUGCACAUAAAACACUGGGAUAUCAUUUAACUACCUACAACACAAUUAUUUUAAGAUUUUAUUCAAGUCAAUAUAUUCACAUUAUUCAAUAAAUCUUUUUGUGGCCCAGUUGCGUACAUUCUAUCUCAUCUAUUUAUGAUGGCCAUUAUCUCUGUCACUCAAUAUCUCAUUCCAAAUGUGCCUAUUAUAUGGAAACAUAUCCAAAUUCAGUUACCCAGGUGUUAUUCUGCCGAGAGCAGCAGCAGGUCUCAUGUGUAAGACGUACACACAGAAAAUGUUGGUGACGAUAAAACUGUUGCGAGAUUAGAAGAAGUACAGCCUCAGCGACUGAUGCACACUGUCUCCACCAGUGUCGUGUACUUUUUAUACUCACAGCUCUUCACUUACGAUCUUUGAAGUAAUGAAAAUGAACAGUGUCGUUGAGCCUUGUACAAUAUUCAAAGUCGAAACUUGUUUACAAUUCAACUGUGGCUGUUAACAUAGGAAAAUGUAAACAUCCAUGGAAUGAAAUGAGUUCAUUUUUUUGAUUUGUUGGGUUGUUUAGUCUUACUUUACCCAAAGAGUUUCCUUGAAUGAUACUGGAGAACCGACGUUUACAAGGAUUUGAGUUGUUCUCUGAGAAUGUGAAGCUCUUAAUGUAUUUCUCACUACUGUUAUACUUAUGUGAUUGAAUAAUUCAUGUUGCUUUAUGUUCUUUGUUCGCCAUCUCAUGUCCUUUGACUCCCACUGCUUUAGUGCUCUCCGAGGGCAUAGUCGGGUGAUGUAGCAAAAACUCAACCCAGAGGCAGUGAAUGUCUCUGUCACAGGCCCAGCUUCAUAUUUCUUGAGUUGAACAAAUAAAAAUCUGUUUUAAUUUUGUA